UCGUCAUGUGCAAGUUUCAUCUCGCUUUCAACGACGCUUUCCUCACCGUCUCCGUUUUCGGCAUCGUGGCCAUUUCCAUUGAUCGACAUCAAGCGACGUAUGAUCCUAUUACUCACUUCUUGAAAAAGUGUACUCGAAGGGCCGUUAUCUAUAAUGUGGUGAUAUGGCUGAUUUGCCUUGCUAUCUGGCUACCGUACACGGCGGGCUGGGAUCUAGGAGUCAUUUUGACCACACCUAGUCAAAAUGACCCAUUCCGAGAUGCUUGCGUUCCUCGGUACGGUCUUCGUCUGGUCACGUCUCUUCUCCCGGUGGGUCUCACUAUCAUCAUUCCCGCCAUAUUGAUUACUGUCCUGUACAUCCGUAUCGUCUACAAGAUACGGACAGCUUUCGGAGCCGAGAUGCUGGCGAAUCAGUUCCGGGAGAACGUCGAGGAGGAUGGUGAGACGCCUGAGGGGGAUGCCUCAGGCACGUCAGGGAGCAAUGGAACGGAGUUUGUGUUAUCAUCAGAUAUAAAUUCCAGAAAGACGGAUAAUGAGGGCACCGACAUUGAUGGGACACAGACCAAUUAUCAGAAGACAACGAAGGCUACGAAGCAUCGAGAGUCAGCUGAAGUCGCUAGGAAAGCGACUCGUACCUUAUCGGCCAUCAUCGUCGCUUUCGUCAUCGCCUGGUUGCCCCAUGUCAUCUUCAUCAUCGUGACCAAUCUCAACCGCGAUCUCCUCUUCGAAGGGAAGAUACCAGAAGUUGUUUUAUUUUUGGUCUCCAUGAUGCGCUACACCAAUAGUUUCCUGAAUCCGAUCAGCUACGCGAUGGCACAGCCUUUAUUCCGCCAAACGGUCUUGAAUCUGUUCAGGGGUUUUGGUAGAAUAUGUUGAUCAUUGCUGAUGGGGUUGUUAGCCUGAGGCGGCGCCACAAAGGCACAUGGGUACAAUUAAAUUAACAAAGUAAAAAGAAAAUAAGAAAGAAAGAAAGAAAAGAAGAAGAUAGAAGAAAAAUUAAAAAAAAAUGUAAUUUUAGGCCGUGUGUCACGGUAUUGCAGUCACCAUUAGGUUGUUUUGCCCCCUCCCUCUGGUAUGAAAAAAAAGUAUCAUGGUGCUGCCCCUGCGUGUUUGACACAUAAAUUAUAUACCCAACCGAUAAUUAAAAUACUUCUUGAAGCUGUCGACAUUUCCCCAUUUUACAACUAGCCUUGGCGGCAGUGUAGUUUUAAAGUAUAUAUGGGGACGAGUGAAGAAGACAUUGGGAGAAGAGGUGAACCCCCA
Messenger RNA from Lytechinus variegatus (green sea urchin), 1262 nucleotides. RefSeq names its product dopamine D2-like receptor. Gene Ontology annotation, biological process: adenylate cyclase-activating adrenergic receptor signaling pathway. Gene Ontology annotation, cellular component: membrane. The record is from RefSeq and is a predicted model, not a curated record. Gene Ontology annotation, molecular function: G protein-coupled receptor activity; dopamine neurotransmitter receptor activity, coupled via Gi/Go. The transcript is spliced from 3 exons. Lineage: Eukaryota; Metazoa; Echinodermata; Echinoidea; Temnopleuroida; Toxopneustidae. Bases 6 to 875 code for a protein of 289 amino acids.